Messenger RNA from Hyalella azteca, 2136 nucleotides. Its product is annotated as SET domain-containing protein SmydA-8. The record is from RefSeq and is a predicted model, not a curated record. NCBI's taxonomy places the organism in Eukaryota, Metazoa, Arthropoda, Malacostraca, Amphipoda, Hyalellidae. Gene Ontology annotation, molecular function: protein binding. Bases 135 to 1757 code for a protein of 540 amino acids. The transcript is spliced from 5 exons.
UCGGGUGCCAACUCCACAGCAGUGUCCAAUCAAGGCUUGCCAAGAAAACACAGAUUGAGCUUCCUGCUUUCGUGUUAUUAGAAUUCGUUCAAAGUAAUCGCAAGCAACCGGAUCUUGUUUUGAACUGUUUCAGAAUGUUCGCCGGGGCAGCAGACGCAGGGUCAACGGAUGACCCGAAAGGGCCAUGCGCAGGGUGCCAGCAGGAGGCUUCCCAGCGAUGCGCUAACUGCAGGCAGGUUUACUACUGCAGAAGGGAGUGUCAACGAGGGCAUUGGAAGGAUCACAAGAACGACUGCAAACCUUUUAAGGUGGAGAAGAACUCCACUCUUGGACGCUACCUCGUGGCGACUCGAGACUUCAAAGCCGGCGACGUCAUCAUGAAAGAAGAGCCUAUAGUGGUAGGGCCGAAGCAGCUAACGGAGCCCGUGUGUCUUGGUUGCUACAAGAGGGUGGACGGGUCAUACAGGUGCCGCCAUUGCACGUGGCCCAUGUGCGGACCAGCAUGCGAGGAAGCUCCAGCUCACAAGCCCGAGUGUACCGUGGGCAAAGUCAUGGGCUCACCUAUUGAAAUACAAGACUUCAAUGAAGUGAACCACUUCUAUGAGGUGGUCACUCCGUUACGGUGUCUUUUACUGAAGAAGAAAUCGCCGAAGAAGUAUGAAGAGCUUAUGGCCUUAGAAAGUCACUUUAAUGAUCGAAAAGGAACACAUAUCUACACUGAGAAUCAAAAGAGAGUUGUUAACAUGCUUCGCAAUUAUUUUAUGCUGGUAGAUUUCCCACCUGAAGAUCUUGACGCCAGCGAAGCAUCCAUUCAUAACAUGACUGGAAUCAUCGACACAAACGCUGUUGAUAUCCCCUUACCUGAAUCAGAGAUAGUGGGCAUCUACCCCACUUAUUCCAUGUUGGAACACUCGUGCACACCCAACACAAAGUAUCGAGUGUCUUCAACGUAUCAGUUAACUCUUAAAGCUGCAGUAGACAUAAAAGAAGGCGAACAUCUCAGCACAAUUUACACACACAUUUUGUGGGGCACGGCUGCUCGGCGAGAUCUCCUCAAGUCCACUCGUUUCUUCAUGUGCACAUGUCGCCGGUGCGCCGACCCUACAGAGUUGGGCACCAACUUUUCAGCGUUGAGGUGCAACAAAUGUCCGCUGGGUUUCCUGAUGUCAGCUGCACCAUUAGAUCCACUUGCUGAUUGGAUAUGCACCUCGUGCAACGCAACAAUGACGGCUGACGAAGCGAACGAUAUAACUUUGCAGCUCGGAGAAGAAGUUGAGCAGACCUUAGAGAAAGGAAACGCCAAAGACAUCGAAAAUCUGAUUGAAAAAAGUUCGUCCACAGUGGUACAUCCCAAUCAUUUCCAUUUAUUCGCAGCUAGACAUUCUCUUCUGCAGAUGCUCGGCAGGGAAGCUUCAGGCUUGAACGAAGAUGUCGUCAAAAAGAAGGAGGAAUUAUGUCGCGAGUUCUUGAAAACUUGCACCGCCAUUGAUCCUGGUAUGUGCAAACUGGCUUCGUAUGUCGGUGUGGCUCUAUAUGAAUAUCACCUCGCAGUGCUUGCUAGGACCAGACUUGGACCAACGGACACAUUAGUGGACAAAGUGGCUCUGAAGACGGACCUGGAUACCGCCAAAGCUCUCCUACAACAGUGUAUCAAAGUUCUCCAGGAAGAACUACCAGAAUCACCUGAAGGCCAGCUAAGGCUUUUGGCUGAACAAAACUUGAUGGAACUGAAUUUGUGGGAAUCUCCCAGCGUUUGAAUAAUCCAAGAUUCUGGGCAGUAGUGAAGAUUAUAGUGUUUGAAUCUUCGACCAUGAAACGCGUGUUGGUUAUUGAGAAGUCUAGAUCAUUUUGAUGGACUAGCCUCUAUCAAAGACGUCGAAAGGUUGCAAGACACACGAAUUAAAACAAAUUUGAGAUAAGAACAGGAAACUUCCUUAUAUACAUCACUUCUAAUCAGUAUCACGGACCACAUGAAAGUGGACCAUUCAUGAUGCAUGUGGUAUGGAAUAAAUGGAAGAAAUGUCAAAUUAGAAAAAUUUAAUAAACUAAGAACACACGGAAUGAACGAUAAUGUCACUUCAAUGGGACAAGAAUGUGAGAAAGAGUCAUAAAUGCAAUAAAAUUCAUAACAUUAUA